Messenger RNA from Solea senegalensis (Senegalese sole), 8496 nucleotides. It is a transcript of the gene tubgcp6, whose product is annotated as tubulin, gamma complex associated protein 6. Bases 321 to 6005 code for a protein of 1894 amino acids. Gene Ontology annotation, biological process: cytoplasmic microtubule organization; microtubule nucleation; meiotic cell cycle. NCBI's taxonomy places the organism in Eukaryota, Metazoa, Chordata, Actinopteri, Pleuronectiformes, Soleidae. The transcript has 25 exons. Gene Ontology annotation, cellular component: equatorial microtubule organizing center; centrosome; spindle pole. Gene Ontology annotation, molecular function: gamma-tubulin binding; microtubule minus-end binding. The record is from RefSeq and is a predicted model, not a curated record.
UGUUGUAUCCCCGCGGCUGAGAACGAGGAUGUGAAUGAAGCUACUGGCUAGGUCUUUAGCUAGCGUCAACAGUAUCACUGUGAUAAACUUGAGGAAAUGUGCACAAGAACCCAUGGGACAAUCAAGACACAGUAGGACCUGUUUAACGUGUGACCUCACUGGACCUCACUGCAUUCAGAAUAAACCUACUGGUCCAGAGGUAGCGUGCUAACAAAGUUAGCAUGCAUGGGAAGGAGUCGCCUGUGGUGGAUGCAAAACUGAAGCUUUCAACAGAAUCAACCGACAUCUCACCGAAUCGAGAGGGCUGAGGCAACAGUGACAUGAACCCAAGCCACAAUAACUUCAUGAAGCCGAGUUGCAGCAGCAGUGGCAGCAGCAGCAUCACUGAGCUGCUGGGUGCCCUGUGUGACUACAGCUUAUCUGGAGUAUCAUGGAAGCGCAGAGCCCUGGGAGGAGUAUCAAGAGAAGGUGUCCGCAGAAUUUUGAAGAGACGUGCCUACGGUGCCCUACUGUCAAAACUAUUUCAAGAUGGCAACAAAGAUUCACUCUCAGGAUCAUGUGCCACAACUCGUACACCACCCAGAAACAAAGUCCUGAUGAUUUGUUUUGACUUGCGAGUGGCAGGGUGCAGAGAGGAAGCAGAGAGUUUAGAGGAUGAGCUGGGGAGGCUUCCAGAGGGUGCAUCCUCUGGCCUGAUGGAAGUAGACACAGUGCUUGAGCUCCUUGUGCUCCUAGCUGGUUCAGCACCUCCACCAGCUACUUCUUUCAGCCGGGACUAUGUGAGACGAGAGCGGCCAGUGCUACGGAGACCUCGACCCUGGUCCUAUCAGAGCAAGGAGUUGCAGAGACUAGAGGCUCGGGCCUGGGGACUAGUGUGUGGGGAGGAAUGGGGGACCUUGGAGAGUUUGUAUUGCACUCAGAGGUUGUUGGAUGCCCCUCCGGGCACAGGGCUGCUGACUCUGAGAACUAAAUUGGACGCAGAAGAAAGAUUUGACAAGGAGACCAGAAUGUCACUGUUUGGAGCACUACAGCAUACCCGCACUUCUGAUAUAGACAUAAGACUGGACCUGCCCCCUGUUCCCAGUAAUAUUGAAGUAACUGGACUGGCUAUCAGGGUCCCACCAUCUUUCGAUCAGUCUGAAGAUGAAGGUUUCCAGUCAGCCUCCAACCUUACCCCAGACUCGCAGUCAGAGUCCAGCCCCAUUCCAGACUUUGAUAUAUGGGAGGCUGUCCGUACCUUUGAGCCACAAAGACGCCGAUGUUGGGAGUCUGUUGGAUGCCCACCAGGGAAAAGGGAGUCUCUCUACCUAACAGAGGGAGGCAGAGAAGCCUUUGACCAGCUCUAUCGUCUGUGGGAGGGAGAGAUGAGGGUAGUGAGCACUGGUACACCCUCUCCUAUCCUCUCACUGCCCCUGGACUCUCAGACACAACUGGUAUCUGACCUCCUCAAUGUCCUCAUCGGUGUGGCAUCUACAACCUUCCCUCUUAAUCAGAGCGUUCAGUUUGAUGUCAGACCUGGCGUGUGCGUGUCGGGAGCGUCUACAGAGAGCGUUUCUCGUCUCUUAGGGGAGCUGGUCCAGUAUGGCACUUAUUACUUGAGACUUAGCCGCUUCUCUCUGAAGAGUGCUGACAAGAAGGGCCUAGUCUUCCAGGCUUUUACAGGAGGUCUGAGGAAGUACUUGCAUUACUACAGAGCCUGUGUUCUCAGUACUCCGCCCACCCUCAGCCUGUUGACUAUCAGCUUUCUCUUUCGGAAAGUCGGUCGCCAACUCAGGUAUCUGUCAGAGCUCUGCUGUGUGGACGGGCCUUUGGGUGCAGGCCAGGCUACCUUCCCUGUGGGUGUUAAACUGAUGUCCUACCUGUACAAUGAAGCACAGAAUAACUGCAGCAACGAGAACUAUCCCGUCCUUCUGUCACUGCUGAAGAGCAGCUGUGAACCAUAUACAAGGUUUGUAUCUGACUGGGUGUACAGCGGCGUGUUCCGAGAUGUUUAUGGAGAAUUCAUGAUCCAGGUCAAUGAGGAUUACCUCAGUUUCAGAGACAAACACUUCUGGGUUCAAGGCUACACUCUGAUCUCAAAGGAUGUGGAGGAUUGUGUUCCAAUCUUCCUGAAACACAUCGCUAAUGAUGUGUAUGUCUGUGGAAAGACCAUCAACCUGCUCAAAAUCUGCUGCCCUCAGCAUUACAUCUGCUGGUCAGAGCUGCCAGUGCCUCGCAUCGCUGUCACCUUCUCCCUUCAGGAGGUUGAGGAGAUUGAGAGGGACUGUGCAGUGUACCGCGGACGCAUGGAGAGGAUUGCCAAGCAUAGUGCCAUCAGCAGGGAGGAGAAGGCCCUGCGUACAGAGCAGACACGCCAAGAGCUGAUCAAUCAGGUCAGAGAGUCAGCAGCCAAAACUCUGGAAAGCAUCCGUGGGCGGCAGGUGUCACAACGUCUGGCUGAAGAGGCCAAGAAGAGGGAGCGUUUUGAGGAGCUGAAGCAGCACCUGGAGCAGGAGCAAGAGUGGAGAAAUUCAGCCAAGAAGAAGCAGGAGGAUGAUGACUUCAGCUUUGCCAGAGAGUUGAGGGACCGCGAAAAGAGACUACAGGCUCUGGAGGAGCAGCUGGAGCAGAGAGCCAGGAAGGAGCUGAUUGCGCAGUACAGUCGUCUGUCAGAUGAGGCUGCCCGCAGAGAGAGACGGGCCUUGUGGAGAGUGCAGCGAAUGAGACUUGAUGAAGCUCGUGUUCAGUUCCUAAGUAAUGAAAGCCAGCAAAUCCAGGCAAUACUAGAGAAAUAUCCAUUGGGUCAGGUGAGACCUCCAGAGGUUUUGCCACAUGGAACCUCAUCACAACAGACUGCACCACAGCCAACACAGGUAUCUCCUAAUCAUGAGCCAUCUGAGCAGCAGCCGGCAGAGACCCAAGAAUCCGAUAGAGUAUCACCUGCACCUGACCUCACAGCAGACCCUACCCUCAUUUCUGAUGACAAUAACAUCAGUGAUUUUCUCCCCAAGUCACCAAAUCCUGACACUCGGCAACUGGAUAUGGCCCUUGAAGAGAUUGGCUCUGGCCCACCUGAACUCUGCUCUACAGCACAACUAGUUGACUAUGACUUCAGUGCCCCCUUUAGUCCACUUGAGGGAAUGACUGGUCAAGUCUCAGUUCACUCAAGGCCUCACUGGGGCCCUGCUGUCCAACCUGACUUGAUCAAAACCCACCCCUCUUUUUCUCACAUCCCUAUUGGAGAGAAUAUGUCUCAAGUCCAAGAGCGUGUCCCCAAAGCCAGCCCCUUUGGUCAAGCUUCCAAAUCCAGCUUUUCUUUCGGCCAGUACUCCCCAGAGGAUCACCGAAAUAAAUGUGAGGCCAGUGUUUACCGACGUCCGUCUCUGGAUGGGACUGCUUCAACCACACAUGACAAGCAAGAGGAGGAGACUUUGAUGAGGACUUUAUCAGGCGUGAAAGAAGAUGAACAUAAAAUUGCUGAACCUACAAAUGAAAAUAAUGUGGUUGUUACUUCCCCCUCCAAUAUUCCAGGUCCAGGCAGUGGUGACCAUAAAGCAGUGAAAAAUGUUGGAGUUAAAAUACCGGACACCCAAAGCUUUGAUGAACAAGGCGAAGCUGGGAAAAAUGUUUCUUUGCCAAACAUUCAUGGUCAGGUGUCAAGUUCACACCUAAAGGUUGGCGAGCUGGUUUCAGAUAUUGUUGUUCCUCAACCAUCACUCAACAUUCAUGGACACUCCUCCGAUGCGCACAUGAAGGCUGGAGAGUUUGUAUCGGAUGUAACUGCUGCUCUUCUAUCCCCCAACAUCCACAGUCAUGCCUCAGAUUCCCACAUCAAGAUCGGAGAACAUGUGUCAGAGGUUGCUGUUUCUCUACCUUCCACAAGUGUUCACGGCCAUGCUUCUGAUGCUCACAUCAGAGUUGGGGAAAAUGUGUCAGAAUUCGUUGCUCCUCUACCUGCUCCAAAUGUCCAUGGCCAUGCCUCAGAUGCUCACAUUACAGUUGGGGAAAAUGUGUCAGAAUUCUUUGCACCACUCCCUACUCCCAAUAUCCAUGGUCACUCUUCUAAUGCGAAUAUAAAAGUGGGUGAGUUUGUGUCCAAUGUAUCCGAAGCACUACCUCACUGGAGUAAGCAUGGGCAUGCAUCAGACUGCACGCUUCAGCCAGGAUGUGUGGUAUCUGGACUUCAACCAGUCCCGUCUCCUUUGCCCGGAAGCUCUUAUGGUCACUCCUCUGACUCAGCGUUAGUUAUUGGAUGUGUGGUUUCUGGAGAUGAGCCCAGUUUUCCUCUUCAACCUGGAAGCGCCCAUGGCCAUUCUUCGGACUCAACUUUAGGUGGUGGGUGUGUUGUGUCAGGGACUGGAACACUUCCAUCUCCACUACCAGGCAGCGCUUAUGGUCACUCCUCAGACUCAGCGUUAGUUAAUGGAUGUGUAGUUUCCGGAGAUGAACCCAGACGUCCUCCUCUACCUGGAAGUGCCCAUGGCCAUUCUUCAGACUCAACUUUAGGUGGUGGGUGUGUUGUGUCAGGGACUGGAACACUUCCACCUCCACUACCAGGCAGCUCUUAUGGCCACUCCUCAGACUCAACAUUGGGUGUAGGUUGUGUCGUCACAGGGACGGAUCCACAACCCUCUACACUUUCUGGCAGUGCUUACGGCCACUCUUCUGAUUCUUCACUUGGAGUUGGAUGUGUAGUGAAGAGCAAAGUUGGUGGCGACAGUAAAGGUUUUAAGUUAGAGAGUGCCAGUGAGCAGCUGCUUGAGGACAUUGGGACAUGGGCAGCAAACUUUGGUUUGUCCCCUGGAGAAAGGUCUGAGCAGGAAUACCUCUUCACUUUGUCUGCUCAGUACGAGGUGGACCAAUAUGAAGACAGCUACAACCUAAUGGCUUCAUCCCCCGAGUGUCAGCUGCUGAAGCAGGUAACUCGGGGCCCCUGGGGCCUUCCCAUGGACCCGACACUCCGCAGAGCUACAGACACAACCGCCGUCCAGCUCAGCGAGAUGGUGUCUCUGCCAGUUCUGAUAAAACACUCUGUCACUACUCCGCUCAUCACACAUGUGUCUUUGGUGAACAAAGCGGUGGUGGACUACUUCUUUGUGGAGCUGGGAGUGGAAAGGCACUUUGAGGCGCUGCGCCACUUCCUGCUGAUGGAGGACGGCGAGUUUGCACAGUCUCUCAGUGAUCUGCUCUUUGAAAAGCUGGGCAGUGGUCAGACUCCUGGCGAGCUGCUGACUCCUUUGGUCCUGAACUCCAUCCUAAGCAAGGCCUUGCAGUACAGCUUACAUGGUGACACUCCACUGGCUGCCAACUUCACCUUUGCCCUUCGCUUCUUCCCCGAGACGUUUCACCCACAUGCCCCCGACUCUCUCAACUGUCUGGAGCUACGCUACAGGGUGGACUGGCCACUGAACAUCAUCAUCACGGACAGCUGCAUGAACAAAUACAACCGCCUGUUUUCAUUCCUGCUGCAGCUUAAACACAUGGUGUGGAGCCUCCGUGAUGUCUGGUUCCACCUCAAGAGAACAGCACUGGUGAAAGGUGCAGGUCGCUCGGUGCAGUUUCGUCAGCUGCAGCUUUACAGACACGAGAUGCAGCAUUUUGUCAAGGUGAUACAGGGAUACAUCGCCAACCAGAUCCUGCAGGUGUCGUGGAGCGAGUUCACCGCCAAGCUGGCCACUGCCAGCGACCUGGACGCCAUCCACCGCACACACGCAGACUACCUCAACAGAGCCAUCUUCAGGGGUUUGCUGACAGAGAAAGCUGCUCCAGUCAUGAACAUCAUCCACAGCAUUUUCAGUCUGAUCCUCAAGUUCCGGGCUCAGCUGAUCACGCAGCCAUGGGACACCCAGCACGGGGAGGCGGUGCACCCCAGCUUCAUUGCCAUGCAGCAGUCGUACAACACCUUUAAGUAUUACUCACACUUUCUUUUCAAAGUGGUGACCAAGCUGGUUAACCGAGGAUACCAGCCUCAUCUGGAGGAUUUCCUCCUUCGCAUCAACUUCAACAACUACUACAAGGACUCCUGAGUGGUGUGCUGCAGUGUCAAAGCUGUGUAUGAGCUUGUUGUCCAAAUUAAAUAGAUCAAUUUAAUUGUUUACACGUUUAGAAUCUCCAAAAUUAAGUUUGAAAAAAAAAAACAUCAACAACACUCCUGGACUGUACAGUAUAUUAAGGAAUGGUUUGACAUUGAAACCACAUUAGGAAAUUAACCUGCAUCAGUUUGCAGGAUCUGAGCUACAUGCCUGCUGCUUGAUUAAUUACACUGCUUCUUAAAACUGUAUGCUGCCAAAGUUUGUAAUUGUGAUGAACCUAAUGCCCACUGUAAUGCCUCCCGUGCUCAGUUGGGCCUCCGGCUGUGUAGAAUGUAAAUGCACAUAAACGUAAUCGCAGUUCUAUGUAAAUACAAGGGAUAAUGCGUUCUUUAAUAUAUGCAAAUAUCAUUUGCUGUUGGAUCGUAAAGAUUUUUUUUUUUAUGAUGUAAAUAAACAUUCAUUGAGUGAAAAGUAUCAAAGCAUAUGCAUUUUUCCAAGAAAAGAAGGAAAAGAUAUGUGCAAUGCAUAGUUGUAAAUGACUCUAUCGACUUCCAUUUACAAAAGACUUUCUUUUAACUGUGAAUUGUGCUUUUAUUCUUCAAUUAACAGGCUGCAACUGUCAUCUUUCUCAUAGUGUCGUCCAUUAUUUACGUCAGUUACGCCAUGAUUCGUGAGUAUCUCAUCAUCAUCACCUCUAAUUAUCACUUCACUGGCAGAAAAAGCAGUUCUACACAAAGUUUCCACUUUGUACUAAAGAGCUCUGGUGUAGCGGUAGCGGGAGAAGCAGAUGCCAGGCAGAAUGAAGUAACUUUCCUGUUGAUUUCAUUCACACGGAGCCUUAUGGCAUUUUCCCGGCAUGUUACACCUCAGAUGUGUUGGAAAUUGAAAUUAAAGACACGGAGCUGCACGGCGUUCUAGAGGGAAGGAUGUGUUUCACAGAUCAAUUACUUUCCAUGUGCUUUCUGCUCUGAUUAGUAUUCAUAUGAAUCUGCCCAGUCUGCCUACGUGUGUUACUGUAACCAUCUGGAGGUUUUCUGAAGUAUUACAGCUCAGUGAAGAAAUGAUAAUCUUCUCAAAAGAGAAGGAGCGAAAACAAUUUAAUCAGUCUUACUGCGUUUGUCUCUGAAAGAUUUUAAUGCAAUCGAGUGAUUUAACAUCAUACAGACAAUUAGACAGAACAUAUUUACACAGGCGUUCAAGAAAUUGAGUGCAAAGAAGUUUUUAACUGUACAAAAAAAUAUCGGGGCUCCUCGAAGACAUGGCAUGCGGAUCAUUAUGAUAAGACUGGAUUUGUACAAGUAGAGAAGAGGUGGGUCAAACUUGACAUUAAUUCAGUUUUAGUGGUAAGCUUAGAUAGUCGCUAUACAGAGUCAGAGUAGACUCACUAAUGCCUAUUGUUUCCACAGCUUCAAGACACAUAGUUAUGCUCACAGAAUAACAAGAACAAGCAACGCAGCAGUCACUGCUCGGCAGAUAAAAUCAACACGACAAAGUCUUUAACCAGAUCUUUAAAAAAAAAGCCCGCCAAACGUCUCAUUUGGUACAUUCUGUAGCCAUAAAAUGUUAUUAAAACAGACAUAAACAUUGGAGGUGCAAUCAUGUUUCCGUACUAAUAAAAGAUAAUAAACUCUCCAAACGGUAUUCAAACUAUAUAAAAUUAAAAUAAAUGCAAAACUAAACUCAAGCAAAUGAUUUCACUACCUUGUGGUUAACAAAAUAUCGUCCCUUUGUACCAAUGCUGUUAAAAUGUGGAAAAGCAGAUGUAAGGGUGCAGCCAUGGGAUAUGAUUUAAGAUCCAGGUAACUCGCCCUGUAAACGUCUCCUUCAUUAUCACAACCUAUUAUUAUCAGUGGAGCUGUAGUAACACUGGGUUAGUGGAAGUGUUAUUGAUGCAGUACCAGAGUUCGAGUUUAGUGGUCAUGUUGAAACCUUCAAUCAGCCUGUCGCUCUAGUCCCUCGUACUAGGCUUCAGACUCCAGGUCUUCUUGUCCUGCUCCAUUGCUUAUGUCGCCUGUCUCUGGCUCCAGCAGCAGGAACUUCCCAUCGUUGGUAAAUGGCAUGUUCUUCAUCAGCUGGGCCAGAGCCUCUGGAUCCUGAAAGAAAAUGGUUGAAUCUGAAUGUACAUUUGUAUUUAAGAUCCUCAGCCUGUGGCCAAAUGAUUACCUUUUAUUCUGUUAAAUUUGGGGGAGGUUUUAGUGUUGACCACUGCCCUCUAGUGGUUGUAUUCCUGACUAGCUUCAUUUACACCUUCAAUUUACAAUUUGUUUUAAAUCUGGUGAUUUGCCAUACACACAAUAGUAAAGCAUGUUUAAAAAGACAAGGAUUAAGGUCUUUUUUCAAUACAUUAUAAAUAUGGUCCAUAUGAUUUAAUUGGCAGAAAGUUUGGGGGCAUGUGAACUUUGGAGAAAAAAAGGUUGAUCCUCAUGACAUUGUCUUGAUUUUUGUCAGUGGGAACAUAAUAAAAUAUGUAUUUUAUUGUUAAUUA